GCAGGCCCUCAUCUCUUCUACCUACCACACUGACACCGAUGUGGAAUAUGACCCUUGACUGUUCACCCUCUGGAGUUUUCUCUAACUGCUCAGUGAUAUUCUCUGGGGAAGCAACAUAGCUCCUGGAACCAUUCCUGCUCCCCCUCGCUGUUGACUUUUCCCUAUCUCCAGCCCUUCUUCCUGUGCUGCUGAGACAUCCAAUUGUGAAGCUGUACACGCAAUGCCCAAAGGAAAUUACUCCCCCAUUAGUGCUCAGAACAGUUGGGAAGCAAAAGGCCCCCUGGACUACCUGCCCGUUUUGUUUUGUCUUAUCUGUCUGGCGAUCACCCACGAACCUCUGCCACGACACCCCAACCCCACCCUGCGACAUCCGCCCAAUUAAAAAACGUUUCCACCUAUCACCCUCUGCCCACCCCUCCCUCUCACUUCGAAACAUGGGCUCUCUUCCCUCAGUCCUGAUGCAGGGUCUCAAUCCGAACUAUCGACCACCCCUUUGCUUCCACAGUUGCUGCUCGACCCAGUUUACGCCCUGCUCCAGAUUCCAGUCCCCGUAGCCUCUUGUGCAGCCCUUCCCUCUCCGUUUGCCCGCGGGAGGGGCGGGUUUCACUUCGUCCUCCCUUCCUCUACCUCACUGAAACAAGCCCGAAAAGGGGCGAAUCUAUGCAAAAUAUAACGACUUUUCUUCCCGCUACCCUUCGGUUGGAUUAUUAAAUAAAGCUUCAAUCUUCCACAAAGUUUCGAGGUCUGAUUAGAAGUGGGCGAACAAACAGACAUUUUCCAUAAAUCCUGCCUUUUAGCGGCGCCUCUGCCGCAACCCAUAAUCAUGGGAAGCCAAGGGAGUGUUUAUUCUCCGUGCUUCUCUCGCAUUCAUUCGCUUUAACGAAAAACAGGAAGCACACGUAACCCGGAAGCGGAGUGGAUUGGUGACAGUUGAAUGAAGGUCUCUGAGAAGACUUAUGGCUGAAAAAGACUGCAUAAACUUUCUGAAUGAUGAUAGUGCCAUGUUUAGCCAUGAACAACAAAGUUCAAAAAUGAGACCUGAAGAUGCAGAAUCAAUUUGUUUUGAACUGGAAGGUGAGAAUGUUGAAGAGACCAUGAAUAGUUCAUUGGACAUAAACAAGGCACUUGGUGUCUUCCCAUCAAUGAGUACAGAUGCAAAAAUUAAACAGUUCAAAGUAUUUCUCACAGCUAUAAUGAAAAAUGAUUUGGUAUGUCGUAUAAGUCAAGUGCAGUAUCUCUUGCUGUUACACUACUUUGUUAUGGCACUCUGCUCUAGAAGCAAGACACAGGAUCUGGCUGAAGCCAAAAAGCAAAUUAGAACAAUUGAGAAAAUGACUAAGGAGAAACCUGAAUGUCAGAAUUUUUUGUAUGUGGCCUAUCACACUUUAGGCUGUUUAUACUACAAGCAAAAUAGGUUUGAAGAUGCCAUGCAGUGGUUUCAAAAAUCUAAGCAAGAGUUUGAAGAAAACCCUCCGACCAUAGAAUGGACCAAUGUUAUACUAAAAGCAGAAGAGAUUACACCAGAAAAUUUUGAAGUCAAAAUAAAUGAAUAUGUUGAAAAGUGUACUGAUCCUCCUGAUCCUAUAGCAACCUGUCAACAUUUAAAUUGUCAAGGAUACUACAAGAAGGAAAUCUAUCUAUCUGACCCCGAUUACAAGGGUUAUGUUGAACUUUUCUGUGACGAUAAUUGUGCAAUACAGUAUCAUACCACCUGUUGGAAAAAGUUAAAGGAUUCUAACUAUCAUGGGCAAUCUAAUCAGAAUUUCUGUUCAAUGAGUUGUAUAAAUAGUGAUUGUAAAGGCAUAAUCGUAAAACUUGUGAUUCACAGUGCUGCAGGAAGCACACAGACAGAGUUUCAAGUGAAGGUUCCAGAUCUGUCACCACAACUUUCAACUAUGAAGAAUGAACCAAAGGAUACAGAUGUCCCAGAGGAAUACAGCAAAUGCCAUGAGCAGAAGAACACUGAGAUGGCAAAGGAAGGAUUACAUUCAUUUUGCUCAACAGUCAAAUGUCGCCUAUUUCAAGAGAUUACCCAGAACAGAAAGCUGAUUGAAAAUGCAAUUAGUGAAAUUGGAAACGUGUCUGAACUGUUAAUUGAGUGUAACUUGAAAGAAGUGCUUGCCGAGAAGAGCAAUAAGAUUACUGCUGAAAUAAUUGUCGACCAUGUUUUGGAAUGGAACUGCAAUUUUAAGAUGCGCCGCUUCCUAAGUCUGCUUAUAAAUCAGGAUAUCUCUAAGCACCCAGAACUUUUGGAAUGGUUGACACUCAUCUUGGAAUUGAGUGACCAGUGUAGUUUGUACUUCUUAUUUAGUUAUAAAAAAAUCUUAAUUCAGAUCCUUAAUGAAGCAGGAAAUCUCAUUGUCAACAUUGCUAAAAAGCUGCUGUCUAGGAAAGCUAUAAACCAAGCAGAAAUCAAGAUAUUAACUGCAACUACGCCGGACCAAAGACCAGAUACUUUGAUGGAGCAAAUGACCACCAAUAAGGUGCUUUGGCAAAUUGGAGAGCUGGUGUUUCUUUUGGCUGAAGAGCAAGAUGCAAUUCCAAAACUGAAGCCUUUAUUUGAAGAGUUUAACCAGGAGUUUGAUAAGUUCAACAAAGGCAGUGUCCCUAAUUUUGGAAAUGCUUUACCCGUGGAUUCGUUUUCCAAGGACAUGGAUUAUUCAUUAUUUUACCGUCUUCUUCACCUGCUCAUAAUUAAGGGUACCGAAGUCGUUUUGCAGAUAUUUGAUCGGGCAGUACCACCCCAGAUAUUAAAGAGGGAAUUACUUAAAAAUAAACGCAUUCUGGAGCCUUACCAUAAAGGUACCUCGAAGGCCAUGGUUAACUCAGGUGAAUGGAGUUUACUUUAUCCACCUAACAACGAGCAACCCAACUCGCAGAGGUUUGAUAUCACAUUGCUAGCCUCACUUAUGAGACACUUGAAGAUCCUUCCUGCACCCCGCCGAGGUUGGGAUGCUGAGCCAGCGACAAAUGAUCAUAGCAAAAGUGCAGCUAUACUGCGCCUCUGUAACCUCCGAAACAAGCUUCUUUUUGAAACUCUGAACACUGGAAUUAAAGAAUCCGAAUUUGCUGUUAUGUGGGACAGAAUCACAGAAAUCCUUGUGAACCUUGGGGCAGAUAAGCAAGAGUUAGAGGAGCUGAAGAGUUUUCCUGUCGAAAAACUGUGGGAGGAUCACCAUCGACUGGCUGGUUAUCUGGGCAAACCAGUGGCAGAUGUCAUGCAGCUGCUCUUGUCAUUUGUUCAACAAGGAAUGACCAUACAGUCAAAAGAGGCAACAGCAUCAUCAACAAACACUGUUUUAUCUGCACUUCCUCCUCCACAAGAGAUGAAAGAAAAAAUAAUGGAGCCAGAAAAUCUAAUAGUUGAUGAUCACUCAGUGGUGUUGAUUGCCAAAACAAAGUCUAAGAAGAAGAAGAAAAAGUCUAAAAGUAAAAAGGAUGUGAUAAACGAAGAUAAUCACCAAACACAAGCUGCAGAUCCUAAAAAACAUGAAGCCCUGUCGAUUCCUGUGCAAGAAAACCAAUCAAAUAAUGAGAGCAGUGAGCAAAUGGCAAAUACCAUCUGUAAUGAUUCUACAUUUGGAGUCAUUCCCCCAGACUCUUCGUUUUCGGUUUUAUGCACUGCAACUGAUGCCAGUCGUACUGCUCCCUCUUUGAUUAGUUGUGAAGUUAACAAACCAGCUGAUUUGCCUGAUCAGACCUACCAGAGCGAUGGAGAACUGGAUGACAUUGAUAGUGCUUUCAUUGUCAAAAAGACCAAUGUAGAUUUAUAUUCAUCCCCAGUGGAAGCUGAUGGAGCCACCAAUACACAGGAGCACAUUUGGCAAAAUAGCAAAGUAUAUUCUGAGAUCAGACAAAAAUCGAUUGAUCUAGAAACUGAAAACAAAGUUCUUAAGAAAAACUUAGAACAUUUGAUGAUUCAAUUCAAGAAAGAGCAACAACAAAGAAUUUACACAGAAAGCCUGAUUUCAAAACUCCAAGAACAUUAUCAUCAGGAAAUGUCUCGAUUAAAGCAACAACUUGAAAGGAAAGAAGAAGACUUAAAGAAAGUUACUGUGCAGUUUGCAAAUGAAAGGUCACUGUGGAAUAAGGAUAAAGCUAAACUCGAGGACGUAACUGCAAAAAACAUUGCAAAGUUGGUAGAGGCAACAAAGCGAGCAGUUGCUGCUGAGGUUUUGUUUCUGGAGUGUCGGAGGGAUAACGGUCUCUUCCAACUCCAGCAGGCUGAGCAGGAUUGUACAGUGCACCUUAAGGCAGCAGAAGAGAACAUGGGGAGGAAUCCUGCAUCAGCUUCUGCAUGUGCAACAGUUGAUGGCUGGCAAGCAAUUGUGGCUGAUAUAAGAAAUAAGAUUGAUUUUACAAAGAAUCAGUUUGAUGAACAGAUAGCUUUGUUGAAGAGUGGAACUAAGCUGAGCUUGCUUCCACAAAUAAAGAUCCCACCACCACCUCCACAUCCUGAUGCAGUGAUGAAGCAUUUUCUGGAACAACAUUUACAAACAAAAGCAAAUUAUUGGCAGGCUGGAUCUGGACAACCCAACUCUGCUAAUGGAAGGUCCACAGUUGUCACGGGACAGCCAGAAGCUUCUGUAUCUGGACAGGAACGGAUUCAAGGGUCUACCCCAGCAUCCAAGCAAGUUGCAGCCUGGCACACUGGAGAAGUAGUAAGGGGAAUGGCAACAGCAGGAGGAAUCCGGGGGAAGAACAGCUUUGAAAGAAUUAUGGAGAAGCUCUCAACAUCCUACCCACAAUUUACCCGAAGUUCAUUAACAGAUUACCUGAAAGAAGUGAGGAUGUCCAAUGGUGGAUCCCUCUCUGGAUUAUCCUAUGAUGAAAUUAUAAAUAAAGUAGCACGAUUAGUGGAAUCGAAACUGUCUGAGAGGAGUAACAUAGGCCAGAAUAACCCCCCUCAGACAUCUGUUUGGCGCUCAUCUAGACAGCAGGGAUUUAAGCCCUGGGAAGGAGCUACAGUCUUGCGUGAAGAAGAUCCUUGUGUGAUCUGUCAUGAAGAACUUUCUGCAGAAUCCAUGCUUAUUUUACCAUGUGCUCACAAGUUCCACUCCCAGUGCAUUGAACCAUGGCUGAAUGAACAGAGAACCUGUCCUACUUGCAGACUUCAUGUUGUGCUACCACAAGAAUUCCCAGACCUUCCCAGUCGGAAAAUUCCUCCAUUGUGAGGGUGUUGACACACACAUUGUGAACCCCCAGAUGUGUUGAGAAGAAAUCGAAAAGAUAAAAUGCAAAACUGAGCUUUUAAUCACAAGGGAGCAAGAAUAUCGGGGGGGGGGGGGGGGGGUAGAAGAAAUAGUGUUAUGGUGUUAUGCCUUAAUUGCAUGGAACCUUGUUCAGUUCUGAUAAAUGAGGAAAAUUCUAUUGACCUUGUAGGUCAAUUGCUGCAGCUAAGGAUCUCCCAAAUGAUACUUCAAUUAAAAGUAUUAAACAUAAGGCCAGGUUGAAAAUUGAGGUGUGAUCUUAUUGGACUAUGAUUUAAAUGACAAGAAAAUAGGAAAACUGACAAAGAUUAGAAAGUGUACAUUAAAAGGAUAUCUUUUUUCUCAAAUGAGGAAUUAAGAACAAAGGAUGACAACCUUAAAGUUAGAGCUAAGGAAUUAAAGAAAAAUAACAAGAAACAUUUUCAGACGAGGUAUUAGAAAUCUGAAACUCCUCCCCCACCCCCCCAGAAAAAGGCUGCAGAGUAGCUGCUGGAACAUUUGAAAAACUUUCAAGACUAAAAUCAAUGGCUUUUAGUUGGGUAAACUUACAAAACCUAAGUAGCAAUGGUGAGCAACUGAGAUUGUGAAGGAAUGGAGCAUGGUGUACAGAUCAACAAUGAUCAUUUUGAACGGGCAUGUGGAACUGAAUAGACCACUUGUAUUGAAAACAACAGCUUUAAGAAACACAAAUACAACUUCUUAAGUACCCUUUUAACAUAGCACCAGUCUACCAUUCUAUAAACUGAUGUCCCAUUUCCACCCCCCCCCCCCAAUUUUCUGAAGAAAAUCAGUUUGUUAUUGUUAUUAUCCAUUAUUAAUGUUUUAAAGGAUUGCUUCAACUCUUCCAAACCCAAACACUCAACUCAGGCCCUGCUUUCCUUCUCUGACAACCCUAAUUGCAGUGCACGGCAAGUAAUGGGUUUGCCUUCAACAGGGACCAGUACUGCAAUAAAAUGCAUUUUAAUUGACCUUGCACAUCAUUUGCCUUGGGGUGGAAAUAUUUAUCAUUAUAGCAUGUUAAAAUAUCUGAAAUACGAGGUAGAGUGGACAGAAUGAUUUUUAUUUAACAAGCGGGAAAGGAUAAGAGGAAAAGUAUCUUUGUUGACUUAAAAUAAUUGUUAAUCAAUAACAUACCUAACUGCAGUAUUGCCUCAUUUCUAAUAAUAGGUCUAAUUACAUAGACAAAUUGGUAUCUAAAAUGGAAUAUGAGAAAAAUAACUGCUUAUGUUAAUAAAAAUGUUCAUAGAAUCAUGUAACACAUUUGGGGUGUGUUACAAGUCCAGGUUGCUACUUGAUGAGUGUCCCUUUAAGAAGCCUGAAUGGUGUGUGUGUGUGGCUUUAUCUGACUGACUACUGCGAGUGAAAAUAAAACGACUAUAACUGGAAUGUGCUGGCAAUUGCACAGACAGACAGACAAAGGGGGAGAGGGGAGAGAGAGAGAGACGGUAACACUGACUGCUAGUCUCUGUAUCUACGAGUGAAGCACAAUAGUUGUGACUGUCACUAUACAAUCCAUGUAUGGAUUUUUGGAGCAAUCUGUAGGGUCCACUAUGUCGUUAACCUGUACUGGAAAGCAGGUAUAUCUGUGGGCGGCCACAUCUCAAGUGCCCUCGGUGUGGCAGAUCUUCAGAACAAAGCAGUGGAGCUCUUCGGUGAUUGAGGCAUCGCAUUGUUCUAUUGUGGAACUUGUGGAUUUCGUAAAUUCCUUCUCUCUACAUUCUACUAUGGUUUUCAGAAGCCUUUGCUCAUCAUUCUACUUUGACUUGCUGAACUGAACUUUGAGAACUAUUCCUAGACGGGGUUUGGGAACUUGCCACACACACACACACACACACACACACACACACACUCACUCUUCGGGUUUAUUUUGGGGUCAAUGGGGAUAUCUAACAUUUUUAUUUCUCUUAUAAUUACAAGUAGUUAUUAAUAAAUAGAUUCUAACAUUUAAACAUGGCUCGUUGUGUUUCUGGUACGCAACAGGUGAAAUUUAGUUUUUGGUUUCUCUGCAUUACAUGUUGCCGUGAAUCUUUACCAGCUGCUUACUAUGGGCUGCAAAUGAGGAUGAGAUUUCUUUGUUAUCCAAAUCAAAUUUGCAGAAUGUUGGACAACAGUCUUAGGCCCAUUAUAACUGUGAGAAACACACUGCACUUCAGUGCAUAACAUCUACAACUGGCAACUUCUAUGUGAAAUCAGCUAUGACAUGGCUCAGUAUACAAUUAGACACGCGCUUGAAACUCAAAACAGUUGGAACAUAUUCUAUGGCCUGUACAAUCAGUUUUCUGUAAAUUGACCACAUUUUCAGAAUGCUUUGUGAGACCAAGGUUUUAAACUGAAUUAUGAAGGUAAUCACUGUUUUACUACAGCAAUUUUGUCAUGGAUAAGAAAUGAGACGUGGCGAGCUAUUACAAAGGACAGAGCAACCUCACAGCUCUUUGCUGUGAGGUUGCUCCAGUGAACAAAAGGAGUUGCAAACCACUGAGGACGAAUUGUCCAUAAGCAGAACUUUAAAGGUAAUGCUUCCUCACCAACAAACC
Molecule: messenger RNA, 7744 nt
Organism: Pristis pectinata (smalltooth sawfish)
Lineage: Eukaryota; Metazoa; Chordata; Chondrichthyes; Rhinopristiformes; Pristidae
Product: E3 ubiquitin-protein ligase DZIP3-like
Exons: 32
Coding region: 957-5174 (1405 amino acids)
Biological process (GO): protein polyubiquitination
Cellular component (GO): cytoplasm
Molecular function (GO): ubiquitin protein ligase activity; polyubiquitin modification-dependent protein binding; zinc ion binding
Source: RefSeq, a predicted model, not a curated record